This is a messenger RNA of Oikopleura dioica, 339 nucleotides long. NCBI's taxonomy places the organism in Eukaryota, Metazoa, Chordata, Appendicularia, Copelata, Oikopleuridae. The record is from the annotation of a GenBank genome assembly.
AUGAGCGAGAAGUUUCACCAAAUACCAAGCGCCGAGAUAAAACGUCAGCUCCAGAAUUCUGAGGUUUUAUUUAUCGAUGUUCGGGCGGCGUACGAAUUGGAAUCGGGGAAGAUUCAGGCGGACAGAUUUCUCAAUAUUCCUCACUCAGAUAUCGUCCACCAGUUCAUGCAAAAAGAUGAGGAUUUCAAGACGAUUCAUGGGAUCGAAAAGCCGAAGAAAAAUCAGAAAAUAAUUGUCUACUGCAAAAGUGGUAGAAGAGGAGAAAUGGCACAGGCAUUUUUGGUUGAGCUUGGCUAUUCUGACGUCUCUAAUUGGGCCGGUGGAUAUCACAAAUUAUGA